UGACAAGACAGACACGUUUGUUUGCCUUGCCUUCUCCACGCCAGCUGCCGCUACCGUCACUUCCGUCGCUCCCGCCGCCUCACCGCAGCACCAUCCCCCUCCCAGAGAGGCGCCAUGAGCUCCCGCCGUCGCUCGGCUAACAGCCCCAACAAUGGGGCCUACCUGACGGUUGCCGACCGGAAGAAUUCCGACAAGAACCGCCAGAAGAAUCUCUUCAACAAUGACACCAGCGCCAUCUCCAUCUUCGGCGGGGACCAUCCGAUCAACAACUUUGCCCCCUCGCAGAAGAUGAUCGACAUCAAGUCCAUCGAUGAGGAGCAGCUUCGCAUUCUAAUCGAUGGACGGACGUUCGAUGCCGGUUAUCUCCCCCACAAGCACACCACUCCCAUCGAGGUGCAGAUUUACAUCCGCCCUCGUAGCUUGUGUGUGCUGGAUAAGAAGUCCCAGGUGGUCCUGGACGAGUUCGACUUGACCCGUAUUCUGCAGUACUCCUUCAAUCCCACGCAGUCUACCUUCUCCCUGUACUACAUGAGCAACGAUGACGGUUCUCGCUGCGACCGCUAUGUCUUCCGCUCGGAGCAUUACUUCGCCAUCCAUGAGUUCCUCAACAUUGUCAUUCAGCUGGUGCUCCAGUCGCAGCAGGCCAUGGUGCCAGAUGGCGCACAGCCGGCCGCCGGAUCGGGUGCCGAUGCCGAGGGCGGUGUUGCCCAAGCCGAGGGCGCCCAGCCCAAUGAUGGCAGCGGUGCUGUCACUGCUGUCGCUGCCGCCGCCGAUCCCAAGCUGACCGAUGAGGCUGGCAGCUUCUUCCCCCCGGCCGGUGACAUGCCCGUCCCGGCCGCUUCCUCAGCCGCCGAGUCUGCCGAGUCAGGUGCGAAUCGGCUCCUCGCCAUCUUUGAUCCCCCUCCCUCCACUCCGACCAGUCCUGAUGGCGGGUCCGGGGCAACUCCAGCAGCUCCCACUGGCGAUAGCGAGGCCGCCAAGAGCAAGCUCGUUUCGGAUGCCACACUCCAGCGCUCGCAAAAGACCAAGGACUACUUUGAGACCCGCUACCGCAACCAGGACCCCUCGGCUGUCCGGGGCUCCCUCCUGAAGGAUCGCAUGCUCUCCGGUGGGUCGACAGCCCCAGAGUCGCCGGGUGCUCUGCAGCCUCCCCUGCCGCGCGAGUCAACCGAGCCUGAGCACCAGUCGACACCGGGUUCUCAGGGCGGGUCAACCGGCAAGAAGGCCGGGUCCCUGCGGCUGCAGGGGCUCCUCCUGGACUGGGGUACCAUGCGCCAGCGCAAGCCGCGCCCGGUGACCGGCGAGGGCACCGACUCCGGCAAGUACGGCGUGCCGCCUGCUCCGCCGACUGCCGGCAGUCCUGGCAGUGGCCGGGGCUCGGCCAUCGGCAACCUCUACAACCCUUCGUCCAUGGAGGAGAUCACCAACCGCUUUGACAAGAAUGGCAAGGUGAUCCUCAACCGGCGGAUGAUCGAAAACCGCUACCAGGUGUCCACCGGCACGCUGGAGGGGCUGAUUGAUUAUCUGGCGGAUCUGAACUCCCCCGACUCGAUGUUCAUCAAUGACUUCCUGCAGUCCUUCCGGAACUUCAUGACCCCGACGGCACUGUUCGAGCGUCUGACCAACCGCUUCUGGAUGCCGGGCGUGGUGAUCUCCACGGAUCCGGCCCCGUCGAAGCAGUCGACCCUCGGCAAGAAGGACAAGAAGCCUGGCGAGCCGGAGGUUGAUGUGGCUAUCUGUCUGGACGCGGGGACCGUCAUCACCAAGGAUGUGCAGGAGCUCAUCCGGUUCCGUGUCCUUUCCGUGAUCAAGAAGUGGGUCGACCGCCACUGGUAUGAUUUCGAGAACCUCGAGCUGCUGCGGCUCCUGCGGACCUUCGUCACGGAGAUUUCCGACCAUGGCUUCGGCGUCGUGGCCGAGCAGAUCAACAUCAAGAUCAAUGGCAUUCCCCGCCUCCGCUCCGAAAUGAUGCGCGAGGCUGACCUCAGCUUCGGCAAGAUUGUCAACCUGGACCUGUUCUCUGUGACGCCGAAGGAGCUGGCCCGGCACCUGACCAUGGUGUCCAUCGCCAAGUUCAAUCGCAUCAUCCCGGACGAGUUUGCCAUCCUCCUCUGGGGCUCCAAGGAGGAGCGGGUAACCAUGACGCCAAACCUGACGCACUUCAUCAAUCGCUUCAAUGACAUUGGCUAUUGGGUGGCCACCGAGCUGUGUCGGGUGGAGGACCUCCGCCGGCGGGCCCAGCUGAUGGAGAUGUUCAUCCAGGUGGCGCGGUAUUGCCUGAAGUACCAGAACUUCAAUGACCUGAUUGCCAUCCUGUCCGGGCUUCAAACGAUCCCGAUCUACCGGCUGCGCAAGACCUGGGCCGCUCUGUCUCAACGGUCGCUGAACCUCUUCCGGGAGCUGGAGGCCAAGGUGUCGCCGGACAACAACUACAAGGCCUACCGGACGCUGGAGUACAGCGCCCCGACGCCGCGCAUUCCCUUCUUCGGCUUGUGCCUGAAGGAUCUCACAUUCAUGAACGAUGGUAACCAGACGAUCCUGGUCAAUGGCAUGAUCAACUUCGAGAAGUACCUGCUGGUCAUGGGGAAGAUCAUGGAAAUUCGCGUGAGCCAGGAGAGCAAUUACAACUUCCCCAAGAAUGAGUCGCUUAUGGCCUAUUGCGAUCUGCUGCUCCACGAGUCGGAGGAUGAGCUGACCGACAAGUCCUACGUGCUGGAGCCCUCGACUCGGCCCAUGCGGCGGGUGUCGGUGUCCAGCGUGUCCAGCUCGCAGAGCACCGCCAGCGAUGCGACCACCGUCGCGCCGAGCAUCUACUCGGCGACCGAUGCCUACCCGGGCAGUGAUGAUACCUCGGCCAGCAGUGUGAUCCUUUCCUCUUCGGCAUCGUCCAUUUCCAGUGUGACUUCCUCGCCGGCGUCUGGCGCCCCGGCGCCCAUCUCCUCGGCUGCUGCCAACCAGGCCGCCGGGGCUGAUGACUUGUCCUCGAGUUUGUCGUCGAUGUCACUGCGUGGGGCUGACACUUCGAGCGUUGACGGCGGCGCCAGCAUCCUUGGCACCAGUGACAGUUCUACCGGCGCCUGGUAAAAUGCGGCAAUUUCCUUUUCUCUCCCUCCCCCCCCCUCUCCCUCUCUCUCCUCCUCUCCGCUCCUCCCCUCCUCCCCUCCUCCAUUCUUCUCCAUCUCUUCCUCCCUCCCCCUCCCCCCGACUGUUUCCCCUCUGUUGCAUGGCCACAUGCCGAUGUACUGUUGCGACGCGUGUGUGCGAGACGAAGUGGGGGAGCAUCAAUCGGAGGAGGGGGAGCCUCUCUCUCUCUCUCUCUCUCUCUCUCUCUCUCUCUCUCGACUCUGAUACGCGCAUACGCGUGUAUCGUGCGCCCAUGCUUGCCCAUAAACAUUCAAACACACAGAUAUCCAUUUCCCCCUUCCUUCCUUCUCGUUGCGUGUUAUGGUUAUGUUGGUGUGUCGCCGUGUGCCAUACGCCCCUCCAUAUUCGAAUGCCUUGCAUGCACUCGUGUGGUUGUGUGUGUCCUCUGCAUGCCCUCUUCCUUCAUUGUUCCUUGUCCUUCUCUCCCUCCCUUGCACUCGGGCGCG
This is a messenger RNA of Fonticula alba, 3590 nucleotides long. RefSeq lists its product as hypothetical. The coding region runs from base 115 to 3084 and encodes 989 amino acids. Gene Ontology annotation, cellular component: plasma membrane. Gene Ontology annotation, biological process: Ras protein signal transduction; positive regulation of GTPase activity. The transcript is spliced from 8 exons. The record is from RefSeq and is a predicted model, not a curated record. Gene Ontology annotation, molecular function: guanyl-nucleotide exchange factor activity. NCBI's taxonomy places the organism in Eukaryota, Rotosphaerida, Fonticulaceae.